UAUUUUAUUUGCGCGAUAUCGGUCCUUUUCCUGGAGCAAGUCUUACUGCCCGUGUGCCUGGAACUUAUAGUUGUUACUCACUGUCUGGACUUCCAGAUUGCGACAUCGUGCAUUCGCUUCACUGAUAUCCAUAAUUUGCUAGCACAUUUUUCUCAACCUCGUCCCCAGGGCUUACUUAUUUCCUACCUCGUUUCCUAUAGUAAGGUAGUGAUGGGCGCGUACUGCUCGACACCCCGGGGACGUGGUCAUAUUCUAAAAAUUACUCGAUGACAGGCGGGAAAGUACCUAUAGCUAAGAAGUCGAUGACGUGUUACAGUCAGUCAUCGUGAUUGGACCACGGAAUCGGCUUGCUUUGCGACGGUGCGUGUACACGUCGACUUAAACUCAUUCCUUUGUUGGACUCGCAACAACCAACAACAACCUCCGAAUGGGCCAGCAAGAUCAUCACAAGUCAUAAAAACACAACAUGAGUUUUACGGGGAGCAAGAGCCAGGCCGAAGCGGCAAAUUCUUUCCGCAGCCUAUUGUCCAACAUCUUGCCGGACCUUCUGCGUGAAGUCGAUGGCUCGUCAAAGGUGGAGAAAGUCAAGGCGGCGUUGAGAGACGUGUCGCAGAAUUACCGAACGGGUCUGUCAACGGCCUCCCUCCGGUACCGCACGGACUGGAAGGAAGCAGCUAACCGCUGUGCCUACGUGUUCGUGUAUCUGAUACAGCACUGCAACCUCGUCUUCUACUCUCUGAUGCAGGCCUCGGAAAGAGGAACAGUUUCUGAUUACUGGAGCGAUCUGUCCACACUGAAUGUCUGUAGUGUUGGAGGGGGGCCUGGGUCUGACCUGGUCGGCUUGACCACUUUUCUGGAGCAAAGCCAUGUCUAUCCCCGGAUGCUUAACUGUCUCGUCUUGGAUCUUUACCCCACCUGGAAACGGGCUUGGGACGCCAUUGCCUAUUACCUUCCACGUCAACACUGGGUCAGUUACAAAAGAUGCGACCUUGUCGGAGACGCAGGCCUGAGUGCUGAUGUUCUGCAGUUCGUCCGUGACGCCGAUCUCGUCACCCUGGUGAAAUCCUUCUCGGCGGCAGCUGCCUUCCUCCGCGCUGACAGGAGUCGAGGGAGCGCACUGCGGGCCAUUCUUCGUGAGAUCAAGCCUGGCUGUCACGUGCUGUACAUUGACAAUGACCACGACGGUGACAGUCAGUUUCGUAAUGACUUCGCCGACCCUGCCGGACUCGACCUGAUGUUUGAGGAGCGUGAUUUUCAAUCUGUGCCUUCUGGUUCUUACUCGGAAAUCGUGAACAAGUACUGCUCCGCUCUGGACUUUAACCCAAUGAAAGGAUGCGACGUAAACAUCCAGCUGUACCGUAAGAAAUUCCCGGUAAAGAAAUAUGUCAGCAGUGGUUACACGUACCACACACCCCAAAAUGAGAUAGAGGCCUGCUGCUGCGGUAUAUUUGGGGGGUUACUCUGUAUUGCUGUUUGCGGACUUAUUGGUUACGGUGUCUACCGGCUAAUUAGGUAUAUAUUUUAAAUAUAAUUCUCAUAGGCCUAAUUAAAACAUAUCUAUAAGGAGUAAAAUACCCGCCCUUUAAAUUUCAUGCACCGUUGUGGGAAAAACAUUUUGCUAUGAGAAUUAUAAUACAUGUAUGAGGGAAUUGGAAAGAUUGUGAAGUUUUAAAAUAAAUUUUUAGUAGUUAUCAUGUUUUAACAUGCAAUAAAAUGAAAAAAAGUUUUUCCUUUUUAUACAAUUUUCAUCCAUUAUUGCUAUUGAAUGUAUUUGUAGAUUCUUUAACUUCAAGAGUGUAAAUAUAUAAAAGUAUUUGUGUUGUGAAACCGAUUUUAAUCAAUUUUGAUUUUACAGUAAAAAUGUAGAACGACCUGUGAUAAUGUGAUCGUCCUUUUUAACAGUGAAACAGUGUAACAAUGUAAUCAGUGAGUGCAGUUUUCGAAUAUUGACCAAUCCGGGCACGCAAUCAAUUCAGUCACGUAGGCCCCCUUCAAUGGCGAAAGCAUUGUGUUAGCUAUUGUUCAGAUAAUCUGUCAUUGGACACUGUUAAUUGCAUUGAAAUGGGGCCUCAUGCGUGAACAGUGAUAUCGUGCCCGGAUUCGACUGUGUAAAGUCUUUCUAAUAACAUUAAAGUGUACACAAACUGUAUUGUAACUGCAUAUUCAUGAUGCACUUGUUUGUCAAUACAAAAAGUCAUGUACGUAAAUACAU
Messenger RNA from Patiria miniata (bat star), 2212 nucleotides. RefSeq lists its product as uncharacterized. Lineage: Eukaryota; Metazoa; Echinodermata; Asteroidea; Valvatida; Asterinidae. The record is from RefSeq and is a predicted model, not a curated record. The coding region runs from base 467 to 1525 and encodes 352 amino acids. The transcript has 2 exons.